This is a messenger RNA of Lepisosteus oculatus (spotted gar), 6586 nucleotides long. RefSeq names its product synaptic vesicle glycoprotein 2B-like. Gene Ontology annotation, biological process: transmembrane transport; chemical synaptic transmission. Gene Ontology annotation, cellular component: synaptic vesicle membrane; neuron projection. The record is from RefSeq and is a predicted model, not a curated record. Gene Ontology annotation, molecular function: transmembrane transporter activity. NCBI's taxonomy places the organism in Eukaryota, Metazoa, Chordata, Actinopteri, Semionotiformes, Lepisosteidae.
GCGCGGCUGACAAGACAUAUGCACGGAAUCAGCGCUCCUUGGUAUUUGAGGAAGCCCUACGCCACCUCGUUAUCAUUCAGUCCCUGCCUUGACUGCAUCAAGAAACUCCAGCUCCCUCUUCUCCCUACAUCACGCAGACCUUCAACACCAAAGGAGAUACACUAGUGGGGAAUAUAUCCUAUAUGAUGAUAACGAAGCACAUUGCGGAACCUGUGUCUUCCAGGCACUUGGAGUGAUGUCAGCUGGAAAUGCCGGCACCCUCAAUAGGCGCUAACGUCCUGGCACAUGGCUCUACAGCUUAGCUGGCUGCUGGAGUAACUCACACGGCCGACUGUCUGCAUCUCUCUCUGGACCCCCAGCCCCCAGCCAGCCACCAGCCUUCUCUGUGUUUGGAGAGGAAAAAGAUUGGCACCAGGGGAAUGCCAAUGCCGAUGCAGAAUGUUGCCUUGUGCAGAGAAGACCAAAACGAGGUAGAAGAGUCCUACUGUAACUAUUGAGGCCUUACCCAGGAAGGAGCACACACUGCUAUCUUGCAGGAAAGAGCCUAGAACAAACCUCACCUCCUUCUCAUCUCCUUGUCAUUCCUGGCUUUCCACCGAUCGUGGGAACGUAAGAACCCUGAUAGCACCAGCCGAAAACAAGGCCAGCCUGGGACCGAAGGGCUGUGCCAACAUCGCUGGAAGCAGCACCAAGGCGUAACUCAGACAGCUCUUCCUGUGUGGCGCUCACUGUGUAAGCAUGGACGACCCGUACCACAGCAAUUUCUACCAGGGCCCUCAGGGGGGCAGCAACACCUACUCCACCUUUGAGGAAGGCCGGGCCGACCCGGACGGCUAUUACCGCGGCAACGAAUACUCGGCCCAGGACGAGGAUGCGGCCAGCGAUGUCACCGAGGGGCACGACGAGGACGACGAGGUGUACGAAGGGGAGUACCAGGGCAUCCCGCACCCCGACGAGAUCAAGGCCCGCGAUAGGGCAGCGCGGGCGGCUGUGCAGGCGCAGGAGGUGAGCGACGGGGCGGUGGGGAAGAUGCAGGACGAGGAGCAGCUGGCACACCAGUACGAGGCCAUCAUCGAGGAGUGCGGCCACGGGCGAUUCCAGUGGACCCUGUUCUUCGUGGCAGGCCUGGCCCUCAUGGCGGACGGAGUGGAGUGUUUCGUGGUGGGAUUCGUGCUACCCAGCGCGGAGAAGGACAUGUGCUUGUCCAACGCUAACAAAGGGAUGCUGGGUCUGAUUGUGUACCUGGGGAUGAUGCUGGGAGCUUUCAUAUGGGGCGGACUGGCAGACAAGAUGGGCCGCAAGAGGUGUCUGAUUAUUGCACUGGCCAUCAACUCCAUCUUUGCCUUCCUCUCCUCCUUCGUCCAGGGAUACGACCUCUUCCUCUUCUUCCGGCUUUUCUCUGGCAUUGGGAUCGGAGGCUCCAUCCCUAUUGUUUAUGCCUACUUCUCAGAAUUCCUGUCCAGGGAGAAGAGAGGGGAGCACCUUAGCUGGCUCUGCAUGUUCUGGAUGAUUGGUGGCAUUUAUGCUUCCUCUAUGGCCUGGGGCAUCAUCCCUCACUAUGGCUGGGGCUUCAGCAUGGGCACAGAAUACCAUUUCCACAGCUGGCGCGUCUUUGUGCUGGUCUGUGCUCUGCCCGCCAUAGCCUCGCUCAUCGGGCUCACCUUCAUGCCCGAGAGCCCGCGGUUUCUUCUGGAGAAUGCAAAACACGAUGAGGCGUGGAUGAUUCUGAAGCAGGUUCAUGACACAAACAUGAGAGCAAAGGGGGAGCCAGAGAAGGUUUUCACAGUCUCUCAUAUUAAGACACCCAAGCAGGACGAUGAGUUCAUUGAGAUUCAGAGCUCCACAGGGACCUGGUACCAGCGGUGGAUGGUCCGAAUCAUGACUGUGAUCAAACAGGUGCUGCAGAACGUGCUGUCCCUGUUCUCACCCCAGCUACGCCUCAAUACUUUAUUUAUGGCGAUCAUUUGGUUCACGAUGGCCUUCAGUUACUAUGGGUUAACCGUGUGGUUCCCAGACAUGAUUAAGUACCUGCAGAAUGAGGAGUAUGAGUCCAAGGUGAAGGUCAUCCGUCGCGAACGCGUGGAGCACUUCACCUUCAACUUCUCCCUGGAGAACCAGAUCCACCGCGAAGGAGAGUACUUCAAUGACAAGUUCACUAAAAUAGAGAUGAAGUCGGUCACCUUUGAGGAUUCUUUGUUUGAAGAGUGUUUCUUUGAAGACAUCAGAUCUACAGAUACUUUCUUUAAGAACUGCACCCUUAUAAACAAUGUGUUCUACAAUACAGACCUGAAUAAGGAAAAGUUCAUUGACUGCAAGAUGGUGAACACUACGUUCCUGCACCCAAAGCAAGGCUGCCACCUGGACUAUGAAGAAGAAAAUGACGUCCUCAUCUACCUGGUCAGCUUUCUGGGAAGUCUGGCUGUGCUCCCAGGCAACAUCAUAUCGGCGCUCUUCAUGGACAAGAUAGGGAGGAUAAAGAUGAUAGGGGGCUCCAUGCUCAUCUCCUCCGUCUGCACCUUCCUUCUGUUCUUCGGCAGCAGUGAGUCUGCCAUCAUUGGCUGGCAGUGCCUCUUCUGUGGCACCAGUGUGGCAGCCUGGAAUGGCAUUGAGGUCAUCACAGUGGAGCUGUACCCUACUAAUAAAAGAGCCACAGCCUUCGGCGUGCUGAACGCCCUGUGCAAGUUUGCGGCCAUCCUGGGGAGCUCCAUCUUCGCCUCGUUCGUGGGUAUCACCAAGGUCAUCCCCAUCCUCAUGGCCUCCUCGGCGCUGGUGGCCGGCGGCCUGCUGGCUCUCAAGCUGCCCGAGACCCGCGAGCAGGUCCUCAUGUAGCGCACCCGCCGGACAGAAGGCGGCGCUGAGGAGCAGCGAGGGGGCGGAGCGCGGCGGCAGGAGGAAAUCACGCGAGAGCAGGCGGACGGCUUGCGGGGAUUUUGCCAUAACAUUCAGAGACUCGUUACUGCCCGCGGUGCCCUGUGUUUCACUUUUCGUCUCAUUUCAUGACAUUUCAUUCCUCUCCAGAGCAGCUGAAAAAAAAAAACAAACAGCUCGGUCACCCAACUAAAAUAGUAAUGUGAAAGAGGACGGCGUAUUAUCGCUCUUCCUCUCUCCGCUGGUCUGUUCAUUUCAUUUUUUUAGCGUUUCAACACGACCAAAAAAACUGCGGAAAUGGAAAACACCAGGAAAUCGUCAUACUGUAUAUAUAUAUAACUGUUACGGAGAAAGUUACAUUAUAUUCAGAGAUGAUAUGAGCCAGGGUUUAAAUCGAACCAUUUAUGUUUAAAAUUAAAGUUUAGUCUAGUAACUUUAAGACGUGAAAUAAGAUACGGUAGAAAAGUGAAUGUUUCAAAAUCUAAAGUUUUGUGUGUCCGACACAGUGCUGUACUUUGUAUAAGUCUAUCCUUCUGUAAUUGGUGAUUCUAACUGCUCCUCUCAUUACCUGGAUCAAGUCACGACAAGCAGUCGUGUAUCACAGUGCUGUUUCAUGGCGUGGUUCUGGGUUUGGUCAAUAUGUAAUGCGGAAUUUGCAUCCAGUUUUUCUGGAUAAUCAUCAACCCCUUGAAUAUAGGCUUGUCCUUUAGGAGCAGUAAGCGAAAUCAGAGGUAGCCUUGAACUCCAGCUCAGUUCGCAAGGCAAACAUAUCACGGCCUCUAGUGGCCAGUUCUUGUAACUGUAUAAUGAUAUUCUUCGGUAUUUUGCAAGGCCUUCUAAUACGAGACAAGACCUGGAUUAGAAUACCCCUUUCUUUCAGAAUCCAAAUUACUGAAGCAAAGGGAGAAAUCAAAUUCUCCAGUGUUUUUAGAUGACAUGCGCUCUUAUGUGGAAGAGAAGGGUCAUAUAUAUUAGAUCUACCUAUGGAUCUUUAGUAGAGUGCUGAUCUGGAAAACAGUAUAGUUUUGUAUUUUGACAUUAGACAUUAAUGCGUUGGGUUACAAACUCCAUUAUAAAGCAAAUCCUGUCCUUCCAUAGCUCCAUGACCCUAAAAACAGAUUGAUUUUAGUUAUAAGUUCUUUUUAUAAGCUUAUAAGCUUUUUUCUAACAUUCAAAUUUCACAUUUUCUGUUUGUUUUUGAAUGGAUGCAAUAAUUUGUGUCAAACAUUCUGCAUAAAUUGGUUACAUUUUUUUGUCUUUAAAUGUCUUUGACGUAGUAUAUUUGCUGCAGUUACCCUUACAUCAAAUAGUUUGCCAUUCCUAUAGUAUGCCAAUGAGAACAGAUACCAGUACCAUUUUUAAUUUCUUAUCUACUUUUUUCAUUAGAUGUUGUUCUCUGAUCCCCACCACAGAAAUGUGAAGGUUUUCUUAUAGUUUUAAAUGAAGUGAUAUCAACAGUUGUGAAUCCUGAAACUAUCAAAUGUACAUUAAAUUACACAAAAUGUACAUAAAACUAAAACAAUGUUAAGGAGAAAAUCUUUGCUUAACAUUGAUGAUAGCUGUGCUGAAAUAAGCAUAAGGGAGAGACUCUCAGCUGCUUCAAAUUGUACCUUUAAAUGGCUUACAGGUGGGAUGCAUGUAAUUUCCAGCAAGUAUCUCUCAACAAAAUGUCUAUAAAUGUCCUUUUCAAUGUCUAUAAUUAAUCAAAAAAAAUAUGGUCUCUACUGCUGUAUUUAUUGAAUGUUUCACUGUAAAUAAAUACAUCAAAGUUCAAUUGUAAAAGAUUAGCCAUUUCUGAAUUUACUAAAUAAUUACUUAAUCUGGGGGUAGCUUUCAUACUCUGCUUCAGUCUUACAGCAGUUGCCUUUAGGAACCAGUUUCAUGCUAAAACACCAAAAAAAAAAACCCUUUCAGCUUCUGUGGUGAUAAACCUUUUAAUAUACAGUCUAGGGGAUUUUUCAUUAAAAAAGUUUGAACGUGUGUAAAACUCAGUCUGAAAACACUGUCCUUGUGGAACCGUUACCAAAUUGUCUUGUAUGAUAAGAACACAGGCAGUGGACCCUGUUCUCAAGAAGAGCGUAGGGGAGCUCACAGAUGAGAGGAGUCCAUUCAGCUCGUUUGGCUAAUUGAACCCGGGAUUGCGUGCAGCUGUUUCUUGAAAGAGGCCAGCGUAUCAGCUUCAACAACACAGCUGGGUAGAUUGUUUCAGAUUUACACAACCCUUUGGAACCACGGAAUAAGUGUAUAACACGGUGGCGCAGUGGUUAGCUUUGCUGUCUCCUAGCACUGGGGUCCUGGGUUUGAGUCUGGACCUGGGGUGCUGUCUGUGGGGAGUUUGCAUGUCCUCCCCCAGUUUGCACGGGUUUUCACUGUGUGCUCCAGUUUUCUCCCACCUGAGAGAUAUAUUGGUAAGUUCACUGGCCUACUGGGAAAAAUGGUCCUGGUGUGAGUGUGUCUGUGUGUGUCCUGCGAUGGAUUCGCGUCCCAUCCAGGCUGUGUCCCUUCUUGCACCCGUUGCUUGCUGGGAUAGGCUCCCUUGCGACCCCGUGUUGGAAAAUCGGUCAGGAAAUGGCUGGAUGGGCCUCUCAUGUUAAGAUAAUAAUUGGCUGGAUGGGCCUCUCAUGUUAAGAUAAUAAUUGGAAUAAUGAUAGGAAAGCCCCUGAUCAUCAAUAUGCUCAAUUGACAGUCGACUUGAGUGGAGGAAAAGAAAUAGAUCCCAAUUUUAUUGUCUCGAUUCUGUGAAUGACAAGGUCAACCCACUUUUCAAGGGAAGGUCAUCCUCUGACCUUAAAUACUUAAUUGAACAAAUUGUUUGAAAAAGAAGUCACAUCACCAUUUGUUAUAGGGUUUAAUAAGUUGUUAAUUGAAAAGUACCUGUAAAGCAUACAGAAAUCCCUCUCUUAUGGACUGGAGUAUUCCAUGUCUUUCACCUUUUACCGUUUAACAAAAAAUGAUCUGCUAUAUAAUAAAGGCUAUUAUUGUGUACCAUUGAUUCAUGUUGGUUAUAAGUGCAUUAUUCUGAUUUGUUAUUUUUGUCAUCUUAAAAAAGAGUAUGUUGUGAAGAGAACGUCCUAUAAAUUAUCGAGGAAGUAAAAAUCCAACGCUUUUGUCGAACACUACCACUGAAAACAUUUGAAAAUGAAUAUAAUUUGAAAAUGAUAUACAUCUCAAUAUGAAUAUAAAGGACUUCUCUAUAUCCACAUAUACAGCAGUUUGUAAAAUCCACUAAGAAGCAUUUGGUGUUGGAAUCAUGAGUUUAUGCAUUCUCUGCUUUAUUAAUCAUUAAGGCAGUUUUUAGAAAUUCCCUUUUCUGGUUUCUUUCUAACUGAUAUCCACAAUGAAGUGUGAACCUUUCACACAGUAUGAAACUAGAUUUGAUCAACUCUGGGGAGGUGGAGAAACGAUUACUCCCAAAUACAUGGGCAUUUAGUGUGACUGGAGCCACAGGAGAGGAGCCUGCUCUGUCAGGGAGCAGGUACAGUAUUCUGUGUUUACUGUAGCAUCAAGGACUGAGCUGAUGAGUACAGGUGUUUGUGUAUUAUUUCAAGCUAAUCAAUCUGUGUGUCCUGUUGUAUGGAAGGCCAUAUUAUUUUCUUGUUUUUAUAUGUUAAUUAAGUGUUGGAUUGUGUGUUGGAAAAUGGAGACAGGUGCCGACUAUCUUUCAUUUCCUUUUUUUGGUUUUGUUUUGUGACAGUCAAAAUAAAAAUAUCAAAAUAUA